Penicillium odoratum is the source of this 183-nucleotide messenger RNA. RefSeq lists its product as uncharacterized. The coding region runs from base 1 to 183 and encodes 60 amino acids. The record is from RefSeq and is a predicted model, not a curated record. NCBI's taxonomy places the organism in Eukaryota, Fungi, Ascomycota, Eurotiomycetes, Eurotiales, Aspergillaceae. The transcript has a single exon.
AUGACCCAUAUCUUGCUUCCACACCAAUCGAGUCUGCUGAAAAGCCACUCUUCCCUCCUGAAGCUUCCUACAUCUGAGAACGUAAUCUUCGAACUCGUCACCGGCGUCGACAAAAAACAAACAACAAGUGGUGUGGAGGACAACCCACUGGGCGACUUUGCGGUGAAGAAGCACCUAUUGUGA